Messenger RNA from Chinchilla lanigera (long-tailed chinchilla), 3253 nucleotides. It is a transcript of the gene Cd5l, whose product is annotated as CD5 molecule-like. The transcript has 6 exons. The record is from RefSeq and is a predicted model, not a curated record. Bases 1182 to 2270 code for a protein of 362 amino acids. Gene Ontology annotation, cellular component: membrane. NCBI's taxonomy places the organism in Eukaryota, Metazoa, Chordata, Mammalia, Rodentia, Chinchillidae.
AAUAUUUUGGUACAGGGUCUGGCUAAGUCUCCCAAACUGGGCUCAAGCUUUCGAUCCUUCUAGUUCAGGUUUUUAGCGUUAGAUCACAUUCUUUCAUUCAUCCUCACACUUUCUCCAUCAAUCACAUUCCCAGCUAUUCAUAGCUGCUGAAAACUUUUUUGAACAUAAUAAUGAAUAAAUGAAGAAAUAAAGGAUUAAAAACCAGUGCCUGUAAUGGACCAAGCUCUGUGCCAAGUGACUGAAUAUUACGAAGAAGCUAAGAUGUCCCAAUAUAGAGAAAAAAUUACUCUGCUUGAAAUAGCUAUGCUUGUGUUACCAAAUGAGGUUGAAGGUUUGGCUAAUCUAGAAUUGAAUUUCACACACAGCUUUACCUAAUAAUACAGCAGGGAGGUCUUGGGAUGACUGAGGGUCUUGCUGCCCAGUCUCUGUCCAUCGCACUUAGACUGAAGACUACUUGAGCUCAGCAGUCAGGGCAUCUAUCUCCACAGGGAGCCAAAGCCUCUCAGCUCUGAUGAUGGGCUUACGUGAGCAGAAACACAAAAACAGAACAACCUAUGAUUGGACCCUUUGCUUAGCCCCAGAAAAUCUGGUUGGAAGGUAAUAAAGCAGUCCUAUAGGCAGAGAUGAAUACCUUCACUGAGGAUUACAGCCUAUAGGAUGGGCCUUCAAGGCUUUCUCUGGAUUUAUUCUAUGACCUGUGGCUUCCACGUGCUCUAAGCACCUCUUUCUGAAGUAAAGGAAUCCAAGUUGUUCUACCUCUUCCACAGUCCCUCCUUGGAGGCUAAGUGCCAAUGAGAGAUGGUCACAUGCCUUUCCCUGUGGGAGCUGUUUCCCUUGUUUACAUAGUGCAGAAGUGAAGCAGAGAUGGGUGGAGCUUGGCUCACAGCAGAAGCAAAUCAGAAUGCCUGUUUACUUUUCAUUUUUUUCUUUCAGCAUCUUUCUGUCAGUUCCAGCCACCUCCCUUCCUCUAGAUUCUAAACAUGCUGAAUUCAGCAAGUCCAACUCUGUAAGUUCUGUCUCUUGGGUCCAUUGGUUACUGGCCAUCUGAUAAUGCUUCUGCUGCACCCAAGGACUGGCCUCUCUUCCUCCUCUUAGCCCACUUGUAGCCAAAGCUGAACACUACUGCUCCGAGCCUACUUUCAGCUUUGAGUUUCAGCUUUUGACUUUCAGCUGUCCAGAUCAUGGCUCUGCUAUUCACCUUGAUCCUUGCCAUUUGUGCUGGACCUGGCCUCUCAGAGACUCCACCCAGAGUACGACUGGUGGGAGGUCCCCACCGCUGUGAAGGGCGAGUGGAGGUGGAGCGGAGCGGCCAGUGGGGCACCGUGUGUGAUGAUGGCUGGGGCCUGGAGGAUGUGGCUGUGGUGUGCCGAGAGCUGGGCUGCGGGGCCGCCAAGAAAUCCCCUAGUGGCACUGUAUAUGGGCCUUUGGCAGAAAAACAUCAAAGUAUCUUCACCCAAAAUGUCAAUUGCAAUGGGAUGGAAGACACCCUGGCUCAGUGCGAACAAGAUGAAGAGGUGUAUGGUUGUGAUCACAAUGAGGAUGCCGGGGCAUCAUGUGACAAUCCAGAAAGUUCUUCUUCUCCAGAGCCAGAAAGCUCUUUCUCCACAGGCCCAGAGAUCCCUUUCUCCCUAGUCCCAGAGAACGUGCGGCUGGCUGGUGGCCCUGGACGCUGUGCUGGGCGGGUGGAGGUGCAGCAUGAGGGCCGGUGGAGCACUGUGUGCAAAACAGGCUGGAGCCUCCAGGCUGCGAAGGUGUUGUGUCGGCAGCUGGGAUGUGGGAGGGCCUUGCUGGUCCUAAGACAAUGCAACAACACUAUCCAGGGUCAAGGAUCCAUCUGGAUGAGCAUGAUGAAAUGCUCAGGACAAGAAGCAACCAUUCAGGAUUGCAAUUCUGGGCCUUUGAAGAAGAACAGCUGUACACAUUUGGAUGACACAUGGGUAAAAUGUGAAGAUGCCUUUGAGCUGAGGCUGGUAGGAGGAGGGAGCAUUUGCUCUGGGCGGCUGGAGGUGCUGCAUAAGAACAAAUGGGGCACCGUCUGUGAUGACAGUUGGGGAGAACAGGAAGACCAAGUGGUAUGCAAGCAACUGGGCUGUGGGAAGCCUCUUAUUUCACACUCCGGGAAAAGAUAUGGUCCUGGGUUUGGUCGCAUCUGGCUGGAUGAUGUUCGUUGCUCAGGGAAGGAGCAGUCUCUCGACCAGUGCAAGCACAGGUUUUGGGGUUAUCACGACUGUGACCAUACAGAAGAUGUAAGUGUAACCUGCUCAGAAUAGUAUCCUGGCCAUCUUGAUGUUUAACCUGGCCUACGUUGGCCCUGCACGUCCCUUGGUUGUUCAUCUGAGCUCUAAUUGUCCUAGUGGUCAUAAUGGGCUCCAGACUUCUGCCACCGCUCCCUUUGCCUCUCAGGAAUUUGAACCCUGUGCUUCGAUCCUGAUCUAGCAACAAGACCACCUCAUUGUUGCUGGGAGAUAUGAGCUGUUGAAUUCUCUUGCUAAAGAAAAUGAGCUUUCCAUUUCCUUUUGCUCAUCCCCGGCACCUUGGCAUUGCUUGUGGCCUCUAACUGCCUCUUUCCAUCCUGCCGGCUAUCCUGAGGCCUGCCACUUUGACCAGAUAUAUAAACCAUUGUUAAGGUAAUAUCUGUAUCUGUAAACCACGUCAAAGAAAGGAAACCCAAAAAGGAAAUACAGGUAGCCAAUCUUUUCGAACCUGAGAAAACAGAGUCUUUUUGAGCUGCUAUCAAGCUUUAGCUGAUCACAACAAGUAAUAACACCUCAUUGUAUUGCUAUUUCUUGGGGGAAGGUAGCUUACUCUUUCAGUGUCAGAGCAAAGUCCUUUAGCUCUAGACCUUUGGGUGACAUUUAGUAAAAGAUGUUUUUCCUCUGAAUGUUCUAGUUAAAUAUCUUUGUUGUCCCUUUCUAUGUCACCUGACAAAAUGGUUGGCAUUUAACAAAAGAAAUCUCACACAUUCCUUUUACUUUAUCUAAAGAAAAAUGUAUUUGUUAAUGAGAAAAGGUCAGAAGAGAGGUAGGAAGAAGAUGGGGAGAGCUACCGUUGUCUCCUGGUACUUGGAAAAUGUCAUUUUCAUUUUAUCAAUAGAGACUUUGGAGCCUAUAAAUUUGAGGCAAGAUAGAAUGAUACUUAGGAGAGAAUCAAAAUUUAAUUGUUAAUCUCAAAUACUUUAGAUACUGAGGUUAAGCUGAUACUAAUACUAGGGAUAGAUUUAUGCUAUCUAAUAAAUUGAAUCUCACAAUCUCAA